GCGGACCCCAGCGCGGCGUUCCUGCGCGCAGCCCGAGCUGGUCAACUCGAACGAGUCCUCGAACACCUCGACAACGGGGUCGACAUCAACACGUCCAACGCGAAUGGACUAAAUGCUCUCCACUUAGCAGCAAAAGAUGGCCAUUUGGAAAUUGUAUCAGAGCUACUCAAACGAGGAGCAACUGUUGAUGCAGCCACGAAGAAAGGCAACACAGCUCUUCAUAUCGCAUCACUUGCUGGGCAGGAAGAGGUAGUGAAACUGCUGGUUAAGAGUGGAGCUGCAGUCAAUGCACAGUCGCAGAAUGGCUUCACUCCAUUGUACAUGGCUGCUCAAGAAAAUCAUGAUGGUGUUGUAAAAUUCCUUCUAAGCAAAGGAGCCAACCAGAGUCUUGCCACAGAGGAUGGUUUCACUCCAUUGGCUGUUGCAAUGCAGCAGGGCCAUGAUAAAGUUGUCGCUGUACUUCUUGAGAAUGACACAAGGGGUAAAGUGCGCCUCCCUGCCCUUCACAUAGCUGCAAAGAAGGAUGACUGCAAAGCAGCAGCCCUUCUGUUACAGAACGAUCAUAAUCCUGAUGUCACAUCCAAAAGUGGAUUCACACCACUGCACAUUGCAGCUCAUUAUGGAAAUGAAAAUAUUGCCAACUUGCUGUAUGAAAAAGGGGCUGAUGUGAACUACUCUGCUAAGCAUAACAUCACUCCACUUCAUGUAGCCUGUAAGUGGGGGAAGAUUAAUAUGGUGUCGCUAUUGAUCGACAAGGGAGCCAAUAUUGAAGCGAAAACUAGAGAUGGGCUGACACCACUACAUUGUGCAGCUAGGUCUGGACAUGAUCAGGUCGUGGAUCUGUUGUUAGAGAACAAAGCUCCUAUACGUUCGAAGACUAAGAAUGGUCUUGCACCACUUCAUAUGGCAGCACAAGGAGAUCAUGUAGAUGCGGCUCGAAUCCUCCUAUAUCAUCGGGCUCCCGUGGAUGAUGUGACUGUGGACUACCUGACAGCAUUACAUGUUGCUGCGCACUGUGGUCAUGUUCGUGUUGCCAAAUUGCUUCUAGACCGGAAGGCUGAUCCAAAUGCCCGUGCCCUUAAUGGCUUCACACCACUGCAUAUUGCAUGCAAGAAAAACAGGAUAAAACUUGUUGAACUGCUUUUGAAGUACAAUGCCUCAAUUGAAGCUACAACAGAGUCUGGUUUGACACCUCUUCAUGUGGCAAGUUUCAUGGGCUGUAUGAAUAUAGUCAUUUAUCUUCUACAACAUAAUGCAAACCCCGACAUCCCAACAGUUCGAGGAGAAACUCCUUUGCAUCUAGCAGCCAGAGCAAAUCAGACUGACAUAAUCAGGAUAUUGUUACGGAAUGGAGCUCAAGUAGAUGCCAAGGCUAGGGAAGAGCAAACCCCACUCCAUGUGGCAUCACGUCUGGGAAAUACUGAUAUUGUUAUGUUGUUACUACAACAUGGUGCAGCAGUUGAUGCCACUACCAAGGAUCUUUACACACCAUUACACAUUGCAGCAAAAGAGGGUCAGGAUGAGGUUGCUUCAGUCUUGCUGGAAAAUGGUGCUUCCUUGACAGCAACAACCAAGAAAGGAUUUACACCACUGCAUCUUGCAGCUAAAUAUGGAAACCUUAAAGUUGCAAAACUGCUAUUACAGAAGGAUGCUCCUGUUGAUGCUCAGGGGAAGAACGGUGUUACUCCUCUACAUGUUGCAAGCCACUAUGAUCAUCAGAAUGUGGCACUGCUACUUUUAGACAAGGGUGCUUCUCCUCAUGCAACUGCCAAAAAUGGACAUACUCCACUUCACAUAGCUGCAAGAAAGAACCAGAUGGAUAUUGCGACCACUCUCUUAGAGUAUGGUGCCAAGGCAAAUGCUGAGUCAAAGGCUGGUUUCACACCCCUUCAUUUGGCAUCACAGGAAGGCCACACUGAUAUGGCAUCACUGUUGAUUGAACAUCAGGCUGAUCCUAACCACAAAGCCAAGAAUGGUCUCACUCCCCUCCAUUUAUGUGCCCAAGAAGAUAAAGUCAAUGUUGCAGCUAUAUUGGUGAAGAAUGGUGCUGAGGUGGAUUCUACAACAAAGGCAGGCUAUACCCCUCUCCAUGUGGCAUCACACUUUGGACAACUCAACAUGGUCCGUUUCCUAUUGCAACAUGGUGCAAAUGUGGACAAGAGCACAGCCGUCGGAUAUACUCCAUUGCACCAGGCUGCUCAGCAGGGUCACAUGCUUGUUAUUACAUUACUUCUGGAAAAUAAAGCCAAGCCAAAUGCUCUCACAAACCAAGGACAAACUGCUUUGUCAAUUGCACAGAAACUGGGCUAUAUCAGUGUUGUUGAGACACUGAAAGUUGUGACUGAAACAACAGUAACCACCACCACCACUACUACAAUCGAAGAAAAGUACAAGGUCGUAGCACCAGAGUCCAUGCAAGAAACAUUCAUGUCUGAUUCUGAGGAUGAAGGUGGUGGUGACGAAGUGUUGGAUAUGGCGAUGAAUGUUUACGGAAAACCUACCCAUGCCCAACAUGUCUACUUGCCUUACUACCAAGGUCAAAUGCAGUAUACACGUGAAGAUCCAGGAAUGAAUGAUCAUCAGCAGUACCGUUACAUGACAGUCGAUGACAUGAAAUCACUUGGUGAUGAUUCUUUGCAAAUUGAUGUCACUAGGGAUGAGAGGAUUGAUGCCAAUAGGAUGUCAGUUGCUCCUGGUGGUAUAACUGAAGUCAUUUUAGCGCCACAACACACAAAGGAGAGUUAUGUCCAGGCCGUCAAUCAAUAUAACACGCUGCAUGCACCAGACAAUGUCGAUAUUGCACGCCAUCCUGUACACAUGGGCAUCAUUUUAAACAGACUUGAUGAUUCUUUGGCUUGCCUUGGACCAAUUCCAUUAUCAGCAGCGAUGUGGCGUGAAAGCAUUCCCCAUUGGAGAAAUUUUCUCGUGAGCUUCUUGGUGGAUGCUCGUGGGGGUGCAAUGCGUGGAUGCAGACAUUCCGGAGUGCGUGUAAUUGUUCCACCACGUAAAGCGGCAAUGCCAAUGCGCAUCACAUGCCGCUAUCUCCGCAGGGACAGGUUAUCAAAUCCACCUCCCUUAAUGGAGGGUGAGGCGCUUGCUAGCAGAAUCCUUGAAUUAGGACCUGUUGGAGCGAAAUUCCUUGGACCAGUGAUUAUAGAAGUUCCUCACUUUGCCUCACUUCGAGGCAAAGAACGUGAGAUUAUAAUUCUGCGUUCUGACAAUGGAGAUACAUGGAGGGAGCACACACUUGAAGCGAGUGAAGAAGCUGUUCAAGAUGUUUUGAAUGAAAGUUUUGAAGGAGAAGAAAUGAGCCAACUUGAAGAUCUCCAUACAAAUCGUAUAACACGUAUUCUUACGGUUGACUUCCCACAUUACUUUGCUGUUGUAUCUCGAGUGAAGCAGGAAGUGCAUGCUAUUGGUCCUGAAGGAGGCAUGGUGUCCUCAAGUGUUGUUCCCCAAGUACAAGCAGUAUUUCCACAAGAUGCCCUUACCAAAAAGAUCAGAGUUGGAAUUCAGGCUCAACCUAUCUCUGCUGAUUUGGCAGCAAAACUCCUUGGGAACAGAGUUGCUGUUUCACCUAUUGUCACUGUUGAGCCAAGAAGACGAAAAUUCCACAAACCAAUCACACUGACAAUACCUGUUCCACAAGCAGCAAAUAAAGGGAUGAUAAAUCAGUAUUCUGGAGAUGCACCAACACUCAGGUUGCUGUGCAGCAUUACAGGUGGAACAACACGAGCACAAUGGGAGGAUGUUACUGGUUCUACUCCUCUGACAUUUGUGAAGGACUGUGUUACAUUUACUACAACAGUUUCAGCACGGUUUUGGCUAAUGGACUGCAGGAACAUAGCAGAUGCAACCAAAAUGGCAACUGAGCUAUAUCGUGAAUCUAUACAUCCCCCAUUUAUGGCAAAAUUUGUUGUAUUUGCAAAACGAGUUGAUCUGUUAGAAGCAAGACUGCGUGUGUUUUGUAUGACUGAUGACAAAGAAGAUAAGACACUGGAACACCAGGAACAUUUUACAGAAGUGGCUAAAAGCAAAGAUGUUGAGGUGCAAGAAGGGAAGACAGUAUACAUUGAAUUUGCUGGUAAUCUGGUUCCUGUGAUGAAGUCUGGUGACCAACUACAAAUGGGUUUCAGAGCAUUCAAAGAAAAUCGUUUACCUUUCACUGUACGAGUAAAAGAUCCAGAUGAAGAUACUGUUGGUAGAAUACUUUUUAUGAGAGAACCAAAGGUUGCUAAAGGGGAACCAGCUCAAACACCUAUUUGUACUCUCAACAUUGUGCUACCUGAUAAUGUUAUUCCUGAUGCUGGACCAUCAGAACCAGACUUGCUGGAACUAGAAAAAAAUUACAGUUUCCUUAGAGAUGGCAUUAGUCAUCCAGAUGCUAUUCAUCGGGCUGACAUACGCCUCUCAGAUAUAUCAAACCUUCUUGGAUCAGACUGGGUGGCCUUAGCUGGUGAGCUAGGAGUCUCAACUUCAGAUGUAAAUCUAAUAAAGACUGAAUAUCCAGACAAUGUGAAUCAACAAGCCAUGGUGAUGCUGCGAUUGUGGCUUCAGACAUCGGGUAAUAAAGCAAAUGGAAAUGUGUUGGAAAAAGCACUUCGAAAAAUAAAUAGGGAUGAUAUUGUGAACCAGUGUGUCUUUAAUGUGGAGCUUGUGACAGAUGACAUGGAACGUGCUGUAGCUAAAGUUCAUCUUGACCAAUCUGGUUUUGACAACCUCCGAGAGGAGCUUGGACCAUCUCGAGAUGCAACCCUUCGACGAAAUACAAGUCUUGAUCCAUCUUACACAGAGCAAGAUUUAAUGAAGGAGUCUGAAUCUGUUGAAGAACUGGUAAACUCUGAGAAACAGGCCAAAGAUAAAGGCGAUGAAAAAAUGGCAGGACUUGAGCGGAAGGAUUAUGUAGAAGGUGAGGAAAAGUAUGCAGCUGAAGAAAAGGAUGUUAAAGGAAUUAUGGAAGAUUUUCUGUCUCAUGAGAAAGGACAGACAUAUAGAAAUGAGAUACAGAAAGUUUCAGAUCAGUUAGAGAAGCUAGAUGUUUCAUCACCCCACAUUGUUGAGACAACUGUAAUAACAAAGAAGGAGAUUCACUCACCAAAGUCAUCCAAGACACCACCUCCAAGUCCAGCAGAAUUCCAAGAUAAUUUAGGUUUCUCGGACGGCAAACCACAGCUAUUUGGGUCGCAUGCUGAAAGUCGCACUGCACUUGACACUAGCAUAGAUCUUAGUUCGCAUGAUGGCCACAUUCCCACUGUCAGGCUGCAUGAGGAAGGUCCAAUUGUCACCUCCACGCCACAGCCACGCUUGAAACCUGUGCGCAAAGCAUCCAGAUCUUCCCAUGAUGACCCUUCUACAGCUGUAAUGGAUGAUGUUCAAUGGGACUUUGGUUCUGACAAUGAGACACAAGGAAAUGUUAUUGUGAAAACCAUCAGAACUAUAUAUGGGGAUCCAAAUGCCAUUGAAAAUGAGAAAUUCAUCCAAAAUGAGGCUACAGUGAGUGGGAAAGUUGCUUUGAGUCCAUCUGGCAAGCUUGAAGAUAAAGAAUGUUUUAGCCCCACUAAACAAAAUUCAGAAAGUAAAGAAGAUGUGGAAGAGCCACAAUUUAGUGCUGUGUACACACCAAAACCAGCACUCCGCUUAAGCAAGGUUUCUGGAAGUGUUACAGACAAUGUACUUGUAAAUGUUGGCAGCAGUGUUCCAAGUAAAAAUGCCGUCUAUGAAGAAACAAAGUCUGUAACACAUUCGCUGCAGUCUUCUCCUGGUGACAAAAGUGCUGAUGGUGAUGCAGUUAAUAGCCUUGCUGUGAACAUGAACGAUGAGAGGUGCAGCACCAAUUCUGUGACUGUGAACAGUGAUUCGGAUGUGGAAACUGACAGUAUGGCAUCUCCACUGUCAGGGAUGAGGGUAUCCAUCAGGAGAAGGACCAUUGGCAGCUCCAGUGGCUCCGAUGUCGCACUGCAUGAAGGCAACGACCUCUCAGAUGAUGACCAUCCAGUGUUUGCCAGUAGAUGGUAUGGCUUGAGUCGACGCUGGCUCAUCCCAGCUUGCUUCCUGUUGGCUCUGUUAGCCUGUGUCGCGCUGCAUGGCUGUGCCUCCCCAUACACUCUAGUGAUGCACCGCUUCUUAUCCCAUGUCGUUGCUGCUCAUGGGUCUGAUUACUUUCAAGGAACAGAUCAACAGAUCUUCUCUGAGACAGUCACCACUGAUUUUGAUCCAGCAACACAAAGAAAGACAGUGACCACCCGUACAGUAACUACGUCAUCCACAGGGGAACCAAGUGAUGGCCUAAGACAGUCAAUGCAAGAAAUAGUCGAUAAAUUCAUGCAAGAUGAACGUAAACAACCAUAAAUUUUAAAUGUUAAAAAAAAAACUGGUAUUUUCAGAAGAUAUACUGUAGAAGACAAUUUACAUUUGAUUUGGACUGUAAUUAUUUAUUGUGAAGUAAAGCAUAUUGCUUGAGGAUGGUGCUGCUUAAAAUUUUUCUUAAAUAUUUCAUUGCUCUAUUUCACUGUGGGAUUUAUAAAACUUAUAAACAGAACAUUCAGAGAAAUCUUUCAUGUUAGACUUUGAGGAAAAUAAAUACAGCAACUUAUUUUCAGAUAUUUUGAGCUUUGAAGUCUAUUUUGUAUGAGUUGUGUUCAUCAAACUGGACUGUAAUAUAUAUUUGUGAAAUAACGUGUCAUUUGUGACUUAAAAUAAGUUCAUUGAUGUGCAAAGAUAUAGAAAGAGAAGAGUGUCAAAAUCUCAAAAAUUGAUUUUGUUUUCUUCUGUUUCCUUUUUCAAAUAUUACUUUAGAUCUGUAGUUGCAAAUGUAGAGUCUACAUUGUUUUGUCUGACACUAUUAAACUGGAAAAGUAAAUUCUAUCAGAUUAGUAACUGAAGGUAAUAUUGGUUCAAUGAUUUUCUUGUUGCUGAACCCCAAAGAGCAAGCUAACAGAAAAGCAUUGUUGACAAGCAAACAGCUGAUAUUAAAAUUGUGAUGAUUUGUGCUUCUGAUAGCAAACAAAAUUGAAAGGUAUUAAUUUUUGAUGUAAUUUGUAAAUAUUUUGAAUAAUGGAAGUGGCUGUUAAAGAAUUUUGACCUGCCCUUUUUUUCUAUCGUACUUAUCGGAAUAAAUAUUUUGAGAAAUAUGCACCAGCUCAUUUAUACUAUGCUUUUCACAGCACAAAUUACUACACUGCCUAUUGUGUGGUACUAUGUUAGUGCCACAAUAGUAAAGAAUGUCAUAGAUUAUCAUGCAUUUCUCAGCUUGUUUGUUCCUCAAAAAGUUAUAGUGCAGAAAUGAAGAGACUAGUUGAUGAAUUUGUAACAGAAGCUAAUUGGAAAACAAGUAUAUGUUGUAAUAAUGGAAUAAGGAUAAACUGACUAUUGAAGCAGCAGUAUAAAUUAAUUCAUAGAGUUGCAUAAUGUAUCAAAAUAGAAGUGUGCCUAAUUUUUCUCAAUGAAAUUUGUCUUUCUGAGUCACUGAUCAUCAGCUCUGACAUUGCUCCUUGACAGAAGAUAAGUGUCACUGUUAAUAGGCCUGUUGGUUUGUAUGCCCAACCUGUUCAGUUUUGAAUGUAAUUUUUAGGAAUAAUGGACUUGUGAACUUCCAAUUUCAACCAAGAAAGCAGAAGGAGCUAAGUGCAAUUACAACUGCAUUUUUCUUGUUGAUGCAGUACCAGUAUAAUUGGAAUGUGGCCAAUGCAAGGUACAGUUUUGUGAAAAUGUUUUCUGCUGUGGAGAUUGAUUUGGAAUUCCUUGUAGAAGCUCUAAAUGUUGCAUUGGUGCAUUUAUCAUAUUUUCUAAUGACCUGGAAUAAUGUAUUAUUCUCUUAAGCAGUCUGUAACACACACACAUGCAUGUGUGGCGGCAGGUGCACAAACACACACACACACACACACACACACACAGAUGUGUGCUUUAAUAGAUGCUUAUCACGGACAUAAUAGACAGUGAUCUCAGAAAUGCAAAUUAUUCAAACAAUAAAUGUAGAUACCUGUAGAAUUAUUAGGAGAGUCAUAUUUUGUAUGUGGCAAUGGAAGUUUGUUUGACUGUUAGCUAAUUUGAAACUGAAUUUUGAAGCCAUAUGACUUGCAGAAGCUAGUUACUGUUGAAUAUUGAAAUUUUUAAUAAAUAGUUACAAGAAGAAUUCAUAAUAUUUUGUAUAUAUAGAAUAUAAAUUACAUUAAGCUUUAUUGAAGGUACUUCAAGAUAAACGCCAAAGGCAAGAUUGAUUCUCGUGGUCUUCGAUGCUGAAGGUAUAUAUUGAUGUAAUGGUACAAAAUCAUUUUGACUUUCUAAAAUAAUAACUUAACGUAAUGUUGCUUGAUUGGUGGAGACCUAGGUUAACAGCACACAGCAUUAUUCACAAGUGUUGUUAAACAGCUGUUCAUCAACAAAAUAUUUGCACCCAAUACUUGAGUGAAUUGGCGAGUGACAGGUAGUUGCUGUUGGAAAUACAUACGAAUUUUUAGAUCAAUGUUAUGAAAUAUGUGAGACGUAAAAUUUCUUGAAAGUCCUCAAACCCAUUACACUGCAGCUUUUACUAGUAAUUCAAGACCAAUGAUAUAUUAGCACUUGUAUCAUAUUUUCUAAAUUGUAUUCAUUUUGCUCCAUUUGGAGGACCAUAGUUUACCAUAAAUGGUGCCAGAUACUGCAUGGGAACUAUUGUUUGCACAGGUACAGUCUCUGUUCUUCUUCUGUGUUUAUCAGUAGGUUAUGUUGUGGUGACUUUUUUUGGAUCUUUCAUAAGCAGACAUUUUGUGGUUUGUGACUGACCUUAAAUGGAACUGUCAGUAAUGAUGUUUUCACCUAUCUCCUGGCGUUUGUUUGCAUUCCAUACCAAAAUGCAAUACUACUCUACUAUUCACAAGAGAAAAAUAGUAUGCCUAACAAGAAAUAAAUACCUCAUUCCAGUUAAAUUUUGCAUAAAGAAUAAUACUUUGACUAAACAGUAAUAGUAACAAUAUUAGUAACUCCAAGUUUUCUAAAUUUAAAAAAAUGUGGAAAGUAGUUUGUCUACUGUUAAUUGCUUGAGAAGUGCAACAAGUUUUGAGAUCUUUUAUGACACUUUGUUUUAUUUUGUAAUAAGAAGUGUAAAGAAAAUAUUUUAGUCCAUCUGAGAACUGUUGUAUAAUAUUUCUGUGAUGUUUGAAAUAAAUGUUAUGAAUGGAAGAUGUGAAUUACUAAACAACACUUUCUUAUUUAGGUUAUGUAAUGUCACCAGAGGUUUUGUAUAUAUUGUAAAACUUUAGCAGAAUUAUUAUGCUUAGAAUAACUUCUGUAAGCACAGAUUAUGAAACACUGCAUAGAUAUUUUCAGAGAUUUUUAUUUUCAUAUAGCAAACCAUUGUCUGUAUAAAAUAUGUUAAUUAUGUAUGACUGUCAUGGAUUCCUCUUUCUUGCUAUAUUCUUGUCACCUUAAACAUAAAGUUUAGGAUAUUGGUGACAUGAAGAAAUACUGUGGGACAGAGUGUAUAAAUAUGUCAAGUUCCAGGAAGGUGGAAUGGUGGGAUUUAAAAUAUUAUUUUAUAAUACAAUCAGAAAUGGUCAUUUCAAUAUAAGUUUUUAAAAGUAAUGGGGCCACUGCACAGAAGUUGCACUGUAGCAGGUUAGCACCAAUCUGUUGCCUUAUGUUAUGUUAAGGACAAACUAUGAACUAUGUAAUGAAAAUAUAUGUCUAUCAGAAAACAGCUAAGUGAUUAAUAUUUGUGUCUUCACAGUAAAAAGCUUGAUUAGCUUGUAAGAAGUAAGAAACUGUGUGUUUGUGAUUUCUGUCAUUGUGUGUGAGACUUUUUUUUAAUUUAUGCAGCUAAAGUUUAAAAUGCUAUUAUGAUGCAUCUAUAGCUUCUAAGAAGUGUCAGUAAUGUAAUAUAAAUAAAAUAAAACCACCUCUUAUUUGUUUAAA
Messenger RNA from Schistocerca cancellata (South American locust), 9888 nucleotides. RefSeq names its product ankyrin-2-like. The coding region runs from base 322 to 6348 and encodes 2008 amino acids. The record is from RefSeq and is a predicted model, not a curated record. NCBI's taxonomy places the organism in Eukaryota, Metazoa, Arthropoda, Insecta, Orthoptera, Acrididae. Gene Ontology annotation, biological process: signal transduction. The transcript is spliced from 37 exons. Gene Ontology annotation, molecular function: protein binding.